Podarcis raffonei (Aeolian wall lizard) is the source of this 1833-nucleotide messenger RNA. It is a transcript of the gene GMPPB, whose product is annotated as GDP-mannose pyrophosphorylase B. The coding region runs from base 133 to 1215 and encodes 360 amino acids. The record is from RefSeq and is a predicted model, not a curated record. Gene Ontology annotation, cellular component: cytoplasm. The transcript is spliced from 10 exons. Gene Ontology annotation, biological process: GDP-mannose biosynthetic process; cell wall mannoprotein biosynthetic process. Gene Ontology annotation, molecular function: mannose-1-phosphate guanylyltransferase (GTP) activity; GTP binding. NCBI's taxonomy places the organism in Eukaryota, Metazoa, Chordata, Lepidosauria, Squamata, Lacertidae.
GGUUAGGAAGCUUGGACACGUCCGGCGCACUGAUUGGUCGAUCGGUUCGGUAGGGAGUUUGACGGAGAUGUCGUGGUGGCUGGUUUUGUCGGCUGUAGGCGGAGUGGCACCUCCGGGCCGGGUCAGGCAAGGAUGAAGGCGCUGAUCUUGGUGGGGGGCUAUGGCACGCGACUGCGGCCCCUGACCCUCAGCAUCCCGAAGCCCCUGGUGGAAUUUUGCAACAAGCCUAUCCUGCUGCACCAGGUGGAGGCUCUGGUGAAGGCAGGUGUGAACCAUGUGAUCCUUGCUGUCAGUUAUAUGUCAGAACUGCUGGAAAAGGAGAUGAAAGAACAAGAGCAAAGGCUGGGCAUUCACAUUUCCCUGUCGCAUGAGAAGGAACCACUGGGCACAGCUGGACCCCUGGCACUAGCACGGGAGCUGUUGACUGAGAACGCAGAGCCUUUUUUUGUGCUCAACAGUGAUGUGAUCUGCGAUUUCCCCUUCAAAGACAUGGUGCACUUCCACAGGCAUCAUGGAAAAGAGGGCACCAUUGUGGUGACCAAAGUGGAGGAGCCCUCCAAAUACGGCGUCGUGGUGUGUGAGUCAGAUACAGGGCGCGUACACCGCUUUGUGGAGAAACCCCAAGUUUUUGUUUCCAACAAGAUCAACGCUGGCAUGUACAUCUUAAACCCAAGCGUGCUACAGCGGAUCGAGCUGCGGCCUACCUCGAUUGAGAAGGAGAUAUUCCCAGUGAUGGCAGAACAAGGACAACUCUAUGCCAUGGAACUGCAGGGAUUCUGGAUGGACAUUGGGCAGCCCAAAGACUUUCUGACCGGCAUGUGCAUGUAUCUGCAAUAUCUACGGCUGAAACAUCCCGAGAGGCUGCACUCAGGACCGGGUUUCAUGGGGAACGUAUUAGUGGACCCAACUGCCAAGAUUGGAUCGAACUGCAGUAUUGGUCCCAAUGUCACCAUUGGGGCAGGAGUGGUGAUAGAGGACGGGGUUCGGAUCAAACGUUGCACUGUGCUGAAGGGGUCACGGAUCCGAUCUCAUUCGUGGCUGGAGUCCUGCAUUGUUGGCUGGAGCUCCUCUGUAGGCCAGUGGGUACGGAUGGAGAAUGUGUCAGUGCUGGGAGAGGAUGUCAUUGUGAACGAUGAACUGUACCUCAAUGGUGCCAACGUGCUGCCUCACAAAUCCAUUGCUGAGUCUGUACCAGAGCCACGCAUCAUCAUGUAGCUGUCCUGGGCCUUGAGUAUUGGACCUGCAGAGAGGGCCCUCCCUGUCUUACCCUCUUACAAGGGGAAUCCCCACCCUGUGCCUUGGGAGCGGGGGCUCCUUGUUGACUUUUAUGCUGAGAAAAUACUAACCUUCUGCUGGAAUCCUAGGAGUGUAGUGGGAUAAGGAGGUUUGUAAGCUGGCUGGAGUGCUCCUCAGAAUCACUGCUUAGCAUAAGGCACGAUGACCUGGGCCAGCUCCAGGGGUUGUCCAGUGCCACAGGCCAUUGAGCUACUACUGGAAAGUAACCCUAAGGUGCAAAGAGGAAGAUGCUUGCUUGCGUGGUUCUGCAGUAGGAGUUCAGCUGCUGCAAGAGAACAGUCCCAGGCAGGCCCGGUGAGGAGAAAGAACAGCAUGCUGUGCUUUUAUUUCAGGAUAACACGAGCUGCUCAUGUUGCACAAAGGGAAGACAGAAUACAAUCCUCUUCUUUGGAACUCUACUGCCUUACAGAGACUGAUCCUUCUCUCUUCCCUCCAUAUGGCCAAUAAUCACUAACUAUUACUAUUCAAGAACUCUGGACAGGGCUCUGUCAAUUAAUGGGGACGGGGAAUGAAAUUAUAUUGUCAUGAAGAAUGGGA